Messenger RNA from Theobroma umbraticum, 887 nucleotides. Its product is annotated as ATP synthase delta chain, chloroplastic-like. NCBI's taxonomy places the organism in Eukaryota, Viridiplantae, Streptophyta, Magnoliopsida, Malvales, Malvaceae. Gene Ontology annotation, biological process: proton motive force-driven ATP synthesis. The record is from RefSeq and is a predicted model, not a curated record. Gene Ontology annotation, molecular function: proton-transporting ATP synthase activity, rotational mechanism.
UGAAACCACAAGUUUAAUUCCCUACGGCCCACAGGCACUCCUCGCGACGUGUCUCUCCAUGGAUACUUUUUCGAGCUCCGUCUCAACCUUCAAAGUCCCUAACUUUAAUUCAACACCUCGCGAGUUCGGUCGCUGGAAAACCCCCAACAGACACGGCCAACUUCCUACAAGGUCUCCACAAUGUUCAAGUUUCUUCUCAAGCGCCAGAACCACCACCAAAACCAACUCUUUUACUCACAAAAAACUCACGUCUCCAUUCUUCCCCACCUCUCAAGCGUCACCUCUCAUUUCAUCUCCUUAUUAUGUCCAUUCAAAACAAGCCAGCGGGUACGCCGCAGCUCUUCUGGACAUAGCCCAGUGCAACACCUCACUUGAUGCAGUGCAAAAAGAUGUUCAGAAGUUGUCAAAACUGCUCCACCACGACCAUGUCCAAGCUUUCUUGAGUGACCCUUUUGUUGGUGACGAAGAGAAGGGAAAAGCAGUGAAGGAACUGGUUAGAAAAGGGAAGUUCAACAAGCACCUGGUUAGAUUGUUAAAGAUGCUGACCAAGAGGAAGGAGUUGGGGAUGGUAAGUGAAGUGUUGGAGGAGUUCGAGAGGAUUUAUGAUGAGUUAAGCGAGACCAAAGUGGUUUGGAUUUCCUCAGAGAAGAAGAUAAAGGAAGACAGGUUGUUUAGAAUUGCCAAGAGGGUGCAAGAGCUUAGCGGAGCUGUGAAAGUCAAGGUCAGGAAUUUGGUUAGAGACAGGAUACCAGCCGUUGCUGUAUAAUUAAGAUGCAAUAACAAUGUAAUUAGUGCUGUAUCAAUUUGAAUCAUUGAGCAGCGGAAUUUCCUUUUAAAAAAGGAUAUUUGGUUUUAUUUUAUCCAAUAUAUAUAAUCCUUUUAAAAAA